AUGGUGGCCGAAGCAUUCGAGCGGCACGGGGUUCCGAAGAAAUGUCCCAGAAAUGCGGGCAUGGUUUCGGUUCUGGACGCCCAGGCACAGCUGACGCUCACGCCAGAGGAGACCAUCGCGGCCUUCGAGGAGCGGGUAACCUCGGUGGCACUAGGGGGCUGCGACACCUCUGAAGCGGAGCAGAA
Messenger RNA from Amoebophrya sp. A120, 185 nucleotides. Lineage: Eukaryota; Dinophyceae; Syndiniales; Amoebophryaceae. The record is from the annotation of a GenBank genome assembly.